Molecule: messenger RNA, 3013 nt
Organism: Cotesia glomerata
Lineage: Eukaryota; Metazoa; Arthropoda; Insecta; Hymenoptera; Braconidae
Product: proton channel OtopLc-like
Exons: 9
Coding region: 113-2857 (914 amino acids)
Biological process (GO): proton transmembrane transport
Cellular component (GO): membrane
Molecular function (GO): proton channel activity
Source: RefSeq, a predicted model, not a curated record
UAUUAAAAUAGCAAAAGAAUUGAGUACUCACGUAACAAAAAAUUCCUACUGUAAAUUUAACUUGUACGUGACUUCCUUUGGCACAAUUUAUCCAAAGUUAACAUCUUGGACAAUGGUAGCGGAAUUAGCGGGCAUUCCGGUAGUUGUCAGCGGUAAAGACAAGUCAUCAUCUGGAUUGACCGAGUCUUGUGAAUCAGAAGCGAGUGAAGAAAAAAAUAACCGGCCAAGAUGGAUUAGAACAGCAACGCGUGAUCCUGUUUACACAGUUCUUGACCAUCGAAAUCCUAUUUAUAAAAAUAACAACAACAACAAGUGCUUAGAAAUAGCGAUAAGUGCUGUAAUUGUGAAAAGUGAAGAAGAAAUUAAAGACUUAGAGCCGCUGUACAGUGUUGUUAACAAGCCGUCAAAGCUUGACGUUAAUUUGACCAAAGAAGAAAAGGUAAGAGAAGAAAUACUGAGCAAGCAGCUAGAACUUCACAAGUGGCUUGAGUCAGGAGUCGCUGAAGAAAUAUUAAUGGAGGAAAAACCGGACCCUUGGGCAGCUCCGGGAAUUUCUGUCCCUCGAGGCGUAAUUGGAGUUGUUGGGCCUUAUGGUAGGGCUUACAUAAAUCCCAAUGAAAAGCGCGAGUUUAUGCUGGAAGAAGAGCUAGAAGAGGUUGAAGAUAUUUCAAUGCGGGAAGACAUUUCUACUGCCGUUGACUCCAUUGACGGAAGAUACAAGUCUGAAGAUGAUAAAGACAGUCAUAUUGUGAAGAAAGAGAUCAAUCGCAGACCCAAGUGGAGGGUUAUCAGUGAGAUUGAUGAAGAAGAAAUAAUUAAAGAGAUUACUAUGGAUAAAGAAACUCUUGAUUCCCACCAAGAAAUCGAUGAUAUCUACGGUGAUAAACUGCCGAAAUAUAUUCCUAAAGACAAUUAUGAUAACGCAAACAAUGAACCGCAUGACCGUGAUAGCUUGAAUGAAACUGGAAGCACAACAGGCGGCACAGCAGAGGGCAAUCCAGGAAACAACCGCAGUGAUAAAGCUGGCCCUAGUGAACCAGCAGAUACUAAUCAAAGUGCUAAACCAACUUCCACGACGGCACCACCCCGAUCUCUCGUUUCUAGGAUUCUCGCACGCGCGAGAUCUCCUGACGAUCUUUUAGACCAACCAGAGCCUUACUCCCAACUAUGGAUUGUCCUGUCAAACGUCUACGGAGAGCUGAUAAUAGUCCUGAUGAUGGCACUGUGCCUAGCAGAAGUAAUGGAUACUCCUGUUCAACUAUUAACCCUCCAGAGUGUGUUUCUGAUGUAUCUCUACGUUGGAAGUAUAAUCGUAAUAAUAAGUAUUUACCUUUGGGUGCUGGUCGACAGCUGUGGAAGUCUGUCAGGUAGCAGAGAUGACAUCGAGCUCGGCGGGACCUCGCUCACGAGAUUUGGUUCCCUAAAACAAGCUCACAUUUCACGGUCUCGCACCGCUCCAACAAGUUUCUACAUCCGUGUCGGAGCUUUACUAUUCGGUCUGGCGACGCUGGUCUUCAAUGGGUUGGAAAUGGCGAUGCAUUCAUUGAUGCAAGGAGCUGAGUGUCUUAAUGAUAUAGUUUUCGUUCACCCAGCUCUCCAUGGGAUGUUUACUUUUUUACAAAUGCACUUUCUUUUUGUUAACUCACAGGUGUUGGUAGAACGCUUUGGAUUAGCAGCGAGAUUCGGUUUCAUUCAUUUAGCUGCUACGAAUAUCGCUGUUUGGGCACGUCUUGUUAUUUGGGAUUCUGCGUUAGAGUGGACGUACUUUGUACACUUAGCACAAAGAGGACAGGAUCAGACGUCUUCUCUGAGUCUAAAAGGUCUUUCUGGAUCACUUACUAGACAUACUCGCGAUAUUUUUGGACAUUCUUCAGAAUAUGUCGUUGGAAAAUACCAACCAAUAUCAGAUGAAAAAAUUGCACAGGUAGUUACUCUUCAAGAGUGCUUAAACACCAACACGUUAGGCCAAUUAUGGACAUCAAGCAUGUCGUUUCUUUACCCUUUUAUUGUACAAUUUAGUUUAAUAGCAGCAGCAGUAACGUUUGUGAUGGGUCAAAACGUAGGAAGAAAUCGUUUCUCCCACAAGCAAAAAUUCCACAGCGUGAAAGACUUGACAAGUCACACGCGGGUAGGCUGCGACGGAGCAAGUAAAGGUCUCUUUCUCGGGAUCUUAAGUAUGACAGCUGGAAUAGUAGUGAUUUUAAUCUUUCUGGUAGUACGUGAAGACGAAAACUUUCCACCUGCGACGCUGUCUUGGCUCACAAGCGGAACGCUGAUAGGAAUUUUGUCACUGAGCGGAGUGAUGACAGCCAGUGGUCUAGUUCAAGUAAGACAAAUGUCGAUAGUCUCGCGAGCACCUGCCUCGCUGGACAACAUUUUGUCAAACAUAGCGAUCUUCGGUGUACAACUUUAUUCCAUAUUUACCGCGGUGGUCUGUGCCUGUUUCUUGGCAACUGUCGACGGAGAGCAUGAGACAGACAGUCGCGGCCGACAUAUCAUGCUGCUGACAGCGUCAGUGCUCCAGCUGGUCCAGUGUUUUGCUCAGAGCACGCUGAUAGCCGAGGCGUCAAAGAGAUCUUGCAUCACUCGGUACCAAAUGAUGACCAAGCCCGCCCGUCAAGUCAUCACCUUUUUGCUGUUCAGCAAUGCAGUGCUCUGGGCCUUUGACACGGUGGUCACUCAGAAUUGGGUCUCGCAAGAGAUCCAGCUCAGGUUCUUCGGCGUUCUGGCCUGGGGAAUUAUUUCUAGGAUUUGUGUACCCUUGCUGGUGUUCUACAGAUUCCACAGCUGUGUUUUGUUGUUGGAGAUCUGGAAUAAGUGCUACAGAACUCCCAGAGGAGAGUUACCACUCAACUGACGGCACGUCUCGUCGCAACGUUCUAGACCUCAGUCAAGCAAACACCGCACUAACAAAAAAAGGAAGCAAGUAAAACUGGAAUGUCCGACCCACCGAAUGCCCAGUGGCCUAGCUUGCGAUCCAAACCCUCUUUUCAUCGACGACUCAAUCCACUAC